Messenger RNA from Triticum turgidum subsp. durum (durum wheat), 552 nucleotides. The record is from the annotation of a GenBank genome assembly. NCBI's taxonomy places the organism in Eukaryota, Viridiplantae, Streptophyta, Magnoliopsida, Poales, Poaceae.
AUGGAGAUCGCCAUGGUGGCCAUCAGGCCUCUCCUUACGAAGCUCGGGGACCUGCUCGCUGGUGAGUUCACCCUGGAGAAGCGCAUGAGGAAAGGUAUGGAGUCUCUUGUCACAGAGCUAACCUUGAUGCACGCUGCCCUUCGCAAGGUGGCAAAAGUUCCGCCAGAGCAGCUUGACGAGGGGGUCAAAAUAUGGGCAGAAAAUGUCAAGGAGUUGUCCUACCAAAUGGAGGACAUCGUUGACACCAUGAUGGUGCAUGUGGAAGAUGACGGUGAGCCUGUCAACCAGAAUAGAAUCAAGAAGUUGAUCAAGAAGAUCAUCAAAUUAUUCAAGAGCGGAAGGGAUCUGCAUCGGAUGUCUGACUCUCUAGAAGAGGUGAUGGGUCAAGCUAAGCAGUUGGCUGAGCAGCGCAAAAGAUAUGAGCAAGAGAUGCGGGACACCAGUGCUGGUGCUGGCGUUGACCCUCGUGGGGCUCUAUACACAGAUGUGACAGAGCUUGUUGGGAUCGAACAAGCACAAGACAAGUUGAUUAACAUGUUGAUGAUUGGUUGA